Molecule: messenger RNA, 1446 nt
Organism: Pestalotiopsis fici W106-1
Lineage: Eukaryota; Fungi; Ascomycota; Sordariomycetes; Amphisphaeriales; Sporocadaceae
Exons: 3
Coding region: 1-1446 (481 amino acids)
Biological process (GO): protein sumoylation
Molecular function (GO): zinc ion binding; SUMO ligase activity
Source: RefSeq, a predicted model, not a curated record
AUGGCGGGCGCAAGUCGCCGGGGCCAAUACCCUCAGGGUUCCUCCUCAGCCACGGGCUAUGCACGAGGAUCUGAAGCGUACAACGUCAAUGGCAGUAAUGCCAGUACCAACAACCACAACCCCGCCCCCAACCCCGCCCUCGGAGUGUAUUCUCAGCAUAAUCUUAACUCAGGCUAUGCCAACUCUCACUCUCAGACGCGAUGGGGCGCAUCGCCUGCUUCUGUGCCCCAAAGGCCUGGUAUGAUGCCCUUCCAGGAGUCUUUUGGCUACAACCGACAAGGGCUAAUUAGUCGACCAGCCCUCCAGUUCAAGCCGAGUCCUUUCUACCGCGUGGAUCAGUUGAUCGGGAGCGUGAGAACUCUCGAAAUCAUGACUCAGCAUCGUAACUCUAACACAAUCACGCUCAAGACGAGUGAACAUCCCGCGCUACACAAUUGUGUGGCCGAAAAGACUAUGCGUGUCAUGGUCUUUUGCGCUGCCGAUGACCGAGGUCUGCAAGAUAUUGCCUUUCCGCAUCAGUCGGAGCUCAAGGUCAAUGGCGGCGAGAUCAAGGCCAAUCUCCGAGGUCUGAAGGGCAAGGCAGGGUCUACUAGGCCCGUGGACAUCACAGAUGCCUUGCGUCUUGAUAAGACCUCAUAUGUGAACAACAUCGAGUUUACAUAUGCCUUGACGAAUAAGAAAUUCUACCUCGCACUUUUCUUGUGCAAGCUUUCACCCGUCGAAGACCUGGUCACAAAGAUCAAGACCAAGAAGAUCCCCAAGGCCUCGGUCCUUAAGGAGCGCGCCAAGGCUGCCAACGAUCCUGACGUAGUCGCAACAUCAGAAGUUCUGUCACUCAAGUGCCCCCUAACGUACGGAAGACUGAAGGACCCUUGUCGUUCGACUACCUGCAGCCACAUCCAGUGUUUUGAUGUCACGUCAUAUCUCUACCUGCAAGAACAGGGUCCUCAGUGGUUAUGUCCCAUCUGCAACAAGCCCGCAGCGUUUGAGAAUCUUGCCAUUGAUGAGUACGUCAAGGACAUUCUAGACAGAACUCACGAGGACACUGAGCAGGUAACCAUUGAGCCCAACGGAGAGUGGCGAACAGAGGGUCGGUCAGAGCCUGAGCCAAAGCGAGCAAGACACUCGGGUGCACACACAAUCGCCAGCAUUAAGGUAGAUGACGAUGAUGAUGUAGUGGCACUAGACGACUACAGCCCACCGGCCAACCAACGCAUAAAGACACCUUCUCAGUCCAUGAACGGCACCCCCUCAAACAAUGCACACGCCAAUGGAUCGACAUCAACACCUAGUGGCUCUCGGAAGAGAACGGCCGAGGUUAUUGACCUGACUCUGAGCAGUGACGACGACGAGCCGAUUAGACCGCAACCGAAGCGCCAGAAUCAGAACACAGGCGGCAUGUCUACGGCGGUACCAGACUGGGCCUAUCCCCCUUUUCACACUUGA